AUAAAGCAGAAUGGCAAAAAAAUUAAUUUGAGACCUAAGCCUCAUCUCUAUCUUUCAAUGAUGCGGGCAUUUUCUAUAAGAGGAGAUUUUGACAUGGUCAAAAGGCUGCAUGUUCACAUGUGGUCAGAUUCUGUUGGAUCAAUUUCUCCUUCGGUGCAAGUAGAAGCUGAUGAGCUUCUUAUGGAGGCAGCAAUAAAUGAUGACCAGGUUGAUGUUGCUAGACAAAUCCUUCAUAGAAUUAUUACCAAAAGGGAAGGGUUCUCUUGGACAACUAGAGGAGGCAUGGUUGCUAUCCGUGUAGAAGCUUUGUCAGGAUUCACUAAUUCUAUACUCAGCCCUUAUGUCCUUCCAGAGGUUUCACUGAAUGAUCCUAUUGAGAAGUAUAUGACAGCAUUUGAAGAAGCUGAUCCAUUACCUGCUAGCUUGAAAUUGGACAAAGUUAUUAUGAGCUUGGAUUGGAAUCUGCUCUGGGGAUUUUUUUUUUGUUCUACCUUAUCACAAGAUUCGAUGAUGAGAUGCAAUGCAACUAAGAACAAUGGUUAUUGAGCAUUAAACAUUGGCAUAUUCUUUGAAUGGCUUGGAAAAUUUCUAUACGGAGAGUAUGAGGAUCACUUACCUCAGACAACGGCGAUGUCGACGGC
Phoenix dactylifera (date palm) is the source of this 641-nucleotide messenger RNA. The record is from RefSeq and is a predicted model, not a curated record. NCBI's taxonomy places the organism in Eukaryota, Viridiplantae, Streptophyta, Magnoliopsida, Arecales, Arecaceae.